Messenger RNA from Camellia sinensis, 945 nucleotides. NCBI's taxonomy places the organism in Eukaryota, Viridiplantae, Streptophyta, Magnoliopsida, Ericales, Theaceae. The record is from RefSeq and is a predicted model, not a curated record.
AUGGGAAGCGGUGGUGAGAAAGGGAGGGAGAGAAGAGCUGCGGAGAGAGAGACACACCUAGAUGAAUUGGAUCAACUUCUGAAGGCAAUUGCUCAAGUCAAAGAGUUGACUUCAUGCACAAAAGACUACUUAGUCUCAUUUGGGAAGUGCAUGUCAACAAGAAUUUUUGCUGCAUAUUUAAAUAAAAUUGGUGUUAAAGCUCGCCAGUAUGAUGCAUUUGAUAUUGGUUUCAUAACAACAGAUGACUUCACAAAUGCAGAUAUUCUGGAAGCAACUUAUCCAGCUGUUGCGAAGAGGUUACACAGCGAUUGGAUUAGUGAUCUUGUAAUUCCUAUUGUUAUUGGCUACCUUGGAAAGGGCUGGAGAUCUUGUGCAGUGACUACAUUGGGUAGGGGUGGUAGUGAUUUGACCGCCACAACCAUUGGUAAAGCACUUGGGUUGCAAGAAUUCAUCCUAUUUUUCAAACAUUUUCAGGUGCGGAAGGAUGUUGAUGGUGUUUUGACAUGUGAUCCUAAUAUAUAUCCACUCGCAGAACCCGUGCCACAUCUAACAUUUGAAGAGGCAGCAGAGCUUGCGUAUUUUGGUGCUCAGGUCCUGCAUCCACAGUCCAUGGGGCCAGCAAGAACCGGUGAUAUUCCUGUUAGGGUUAAGAAUUCUUACAAUCCUAAGGCUCCAGGUACACUCAUCACCAGAACAAGAGAUAUGAGUAAGGCAGUACUAACUAGCAUUGUCGUGAAACGGAAUGUGACCAUGUUGGAUAUUGUAAGCACUCGUAUGCUUGGUCAAUUUGGUUUCCUUGCCAAGGUAAAUGAGCUAUCUGAUAUAUAUAGUGCAUUUUGUCCUGUGGUUGCCUUCAUUGCUUUUCUAAGCUUUAAUGAUGUAUAUGAUAUUGGCACCGUCUAUGGGAAGUUGAUAGACAAAACCUUAUAUUCCCAACUCAUCUGA